Molecule: messenger RNA, 1340 nt
Organism: Misgurnus anguillicaudatus (oriental weatherfish)
Lineage: Eukaryota; Metazoa; Chordata; Actinopteri; Cypriniformes; Cobitidae
Product: C-type mannose receptor 2-like
Source: RefSeq, a predicted model, not a curated record
AAGCUAUUCUGAAGGAAAUAAAACCUUAAAUGUAGAGAGUGAAACAGUACAGACCACCUCAGCUUCAGUCUUCACUGUUCCUGCAGGAUUCGCUGCAUUCUGUUAAUCCAUCACCAAUGGAAAGGUUAAUUCAGUUUCUGCUUUUCUCAGGAUUUUGGACGUUCACACAGAGCAACUUAAAUAAAUUUGUUCUCAUCCAAGAGAAAACGACCUGGGCUGAUGCACAAGCUUACUGCAAAAAGUAUCACAUCGACUUGGCCACGGCUGCAAGCAAUGAAGACCGGAUAAGUCUACGAGAAAUGGUUAGCACUGUGCUGCCUCCAUUGGCUUGGAUUGGAAUGUUCAGAGACAAUAACACUUGGUAUUGGACUUAUCAUUAUGAGAUAUUGACAUUCAUGUCCUGGAAGUCUGGAAAGCCAGACAACCCCAGUGGAAGAGAGGAUUGUGGUGUCAUCAAUGGCAGUAGUGGAUGGGAGGAUAUGGCAUGCGAUCAAUUGUUUCCAUUUUUUUGCUACAAUGUGAACACCGCACACAACUUUGUUUUUAUCCCUGAAAUCAAGUCAUGGAAUGAUGCUUGGGUUUACUGCCUAAAGUAUCACACAAACCUGGCCAUGAUUCGGAGUCAAACUGAAAAUGACCUGCUGGUGAAUAUGAUGGUAGGAUUUCAAAAAGCAUGGAUUGGUCUCUAUAAGGCCUGGUGGUGGUGGUCAGAUGGAACAAAUAUCUACAAGUUCCCCGUAACCUGGAGCGCUGGACAACCUGACGUGACUGGCCUGAACCCGCUUUGUGGCGCUACAACUCUUGAUGGAGCCGAUGAUCGACUCUGCACAGAGACCCUUCCAUUUAUCUGCUUACGUCAUACAAAGAAUCAGAUCAUGAGAGUGGAGUUGAAAUCGAGUCAGAAUCUAAAUGAUCCUGCGGUGAUGGAGAACAUCUUACAGUUGAUGAAGCAGAAACUGAAGGAUCGUGGGAUAGGGAAUGACACAACAUUGACAUGGAGAGUUCAGCCAGAUGGAAAUGUUUUUUCAUUAAAACAUGAAAGUGAAAAGGGCCAGAAACACUGUCCAAACACUUUCUUUUAAAUAUAACAGUUACCACAUCUGAUGAUAUCAAGGAAUGCUUUUCAUUUAAAUGAAAUAUAUUUGAUAUGCAUGUUUUACUUAAUUUAAUUUAAUUAAAACUUGAUUAAUAUCAUUAUAUAGUAUAAUUACAUAAAUUAAUCUUGCAUAAUCUAAGGCAUUUAAAAUGUAAUUGUAAUUUGGUUUAGUAUUUUUAACCAUAUCAAAUGUAUACUGCUGUAACUAAGCUGAACUGUUUAGUUUAAAUAGUAAACUUUAAAA